AUGGGGCUCCCCAGUGUCCAGCUCCAGCUGGUGCUGCUGUGGGCACUGGUGUGGGCACGGGUGGCAGGGUCUGUGUGUCCCUCCUGUGGGGGCCCCCCGCUGGCACCCCACGCAGAGCGAGCUCUGGUCCUCAAGCUGGCCAAGCAGCAAAUCCUCGAGGGGCUCCAGCUGGCCAGUCGUCCCCGGAGGACCCGUCCUCCACCGCAGGCGGUGCUCACCAGAGCCCUCCGGAGACUGCAGCGGGGAAGAGUGGUUCCCGCGAGUGGGGAGCAGGUCGUCAGCUUUGCUGUCCUCACAGACUCCUCCACCGCCACCUGCAGCUCCACGCUCGCCUUCCACCUGUCCGCCCCUCGGUCCCACCACCUGUACCAUGCUCGCCUCUGGCUGUCCGUGCCCGCCACCCUUCCCGGCCCUCUUUCCUUGAGGAUUUUCCGAUGGGGGGGCAGGAGGAGAGGCCGCGGGUCCCGCGUCCUUCUGGCUGAGCACCGGUUGACAACCCCGGGCUGGCACGCCCUGACUCUGCCCUCUAGCGGCUUGAAGCGCGAGGAGUCUGGUGUCUUGAAACUCCGACUGGACUGCAGUCCCCUGGAAGGCAACUGCACCGUCGCCCCACAGCUCCUGGACACAGCAGGAGAGCAACGGCCCUUCCUAGAACUUAAGACCCGGCCCAAAUGGCCUGGAGCAGGCCGGGCCAGGAGGAGGACCCCCAGCUGUGAGCCUGCGACCCCCUUAUGCUGUCGGCGAGACCAUUACGUAGACUUCCAGGAGCUGGGAUGGCGGGACUGGAUCCUGCAACCCGAGGGGUACCGGCUGAAUUACUGCAGCGGCCAGUGUCCCCCCCACCUGGCUGGCAGCCCUGGCAUUGCUGCCUCCUUCCAUUCUGCUGUCUUCAGCCUCCUCAAGGCCAACAACCCUUGGCCCUUGGGUACUUCCUGCUGUGUCCCUACUGCCCGAAGGCCUCUCUCUCUCCUCUACCUUGACCGUGAUGGCAACGUGGUCAAGACAGAUGUGCCGGAUAUGGUGGUAGAGGCCUGUGGCUGCAGCUAG
Dama dama (fallow deer) is the source of this 1047-nucleotide messenger RNA. It is a transcript of the gene INHBE, whose product is annotated as inhibin subunit beta E. The record is from RefSeq and is a predicted model, not a curated record. Gene Ontology annotation, cellular component: extracellular region. Gene Ontology annotation, biological process: BMP signaling pathway; SMAD protein signal transduction. Gene Ontology annotation, molecular function: growth factor activity; hormone activity; cytokine activity. The transcript has 2 exons. Bases 1 to 1047 code for a protein of 348 amino acids. NCBI's taxonomy places the organism in Eukaryota, Metazoa, Chordata, Mammalia, Artiodactyla, Cervidae.